CGGGAUCUGUCGCACGCAUCCCUCCAAGGCAGUGCCCAGCCCCUUGCGCGCUAGGACAAAAGAUGGCAUCGUGAGCAUUAUUGCCGAGGGUUUCCUUUUGUAAAGGUCCACGCCUUCAACCAAAAUUAGCUCAUUAAUUGCCUACUCUCCCCGACACAAAACAUCUAACCUGGCUGUUCCAAAAAGAUACUCAGCAAUGCCUGAGCAGAUCUUUUAUUUUUUGUUUCUCCAACAGAGCCCACAUGGCUCAGGCAAGUUCAUCAUGAGCUUGUUUGUUGACCGUGUUUGUGUUUCUGUUCCGACAAACCUUUGGGCCUGUUUUUUUCGUGCUCGGGGACCUCCACCGGUGCCUUGGGUGUAAUAAACCUGCCAUAUAAAUCAUAUUACAGACCCCCUCCUUCACCUGAGCAUAGUUUUACUCUGCAGACCAUCUUCCACAGUUUUUGCUAUUCCAUAUAUUCGCAAAUAACCGACCAUGCAGAUUCCUUCGCAAUCCGACAUUGACUACAUCCAUGAGCUGAUCGCCGAGUGGAAAAGAACCCCGGAUUCGCCGGCCCGCGAUAUCAUGGAGGGGCAGAUUGAAGUUAAAUUCGAGCUGCUCUUGUCCUCGACAAAGGAUACACAGAGACGGCUGCAGCAGGAGCUCUCCAUGGAGCGCCAGCUGAACGAGAUGCUGCACCGCCGGUUGGACUCUAUAAGCCAAUAGUGUUGUAUUUUCUGAAGUCUAUAAAUCCAAUAACCCUGUAGUGAUAUGCAUGAAAUAGUCUGUGACAAGC
Messenger RNA from Linderina pennispora, 776 nucleotides. RefSeq lists its product as uncharacterized. The transcript has a single exon. NCBI's taxonomy places the organism in Eukaryota, Fungi, Kickxellomycota, Kickxellomycetes, Kickxellales, Kickxellaceae. The record is from RefSeq and is a predicted model, not a curated record. Bases 476 to 706 code for a protein of 76 amino acids.